UGCUGACGUAAGAAUUUUUUAAACCCGAGUAUUAACGUCUAACCUCUAAUUGAUAUGUGACAGUAUGCGAUUUUAAACGUUUAUACUCCAAAAUUAUAUUUUUUUACUUACUCGUUGCUAUUUAUAUCGUUAACUAAAGAACAUAAUUGUUUCAUUUAUAGUGUCACGUAAGAGUGAUUAUUUUGUGCAAGUGAAUUAAUAUCUCGAUUCAUUCAUUGACAACGAUUUAUAGUUUAGAACUGGUACAGUCAUUUUCAAUGUGCAUACAUUUAUGUCGUUAAAGGUAUAAUAUACAAGUUACGAGAAACGCGCAAAUGUCAUUUGCACGACUCAAAAUAAAAGUAUUGUAGUUAUGUGACCAGGCGUUAUCAAACAAAUUGAAAGAAAUAAUAUUUCAUAUUGUAUAUCGACAUUAUCCAAAUUUCAAGGUAGAUUUAUAAUGGAAGGUCAUCAGGUAAGAGCUUUAUAUGAUUUUACUGGUCAAUCAGGAACAGCUGAAUUGUCUAUCAUAGCGGGAGAGACUUUGACUGUCUUGAGAGACAAUGUCGGUGACGGAUGGUGUGAAGGAUUCAAUCAGAGUGGAAAGUCUGGCCUUUUUCCAGCAGCAUAUGUGCAAGUUAUAGAAUCAUCUGCUCCAGUCUCGAGUAGCAUGACAGUAUCACAACAAAGUUCAGGAGAUUUUUGGGAUGAUGAUUGGGACGACGACUCAGAAAUUGGUCAAACACUAGCAUAUGUUCCUGUUACAAAUCCACAACAACAAGCUAUACAUAUACCAUUACAAUCUAAUAGCACUGAUAGUGGAAAUUCUAUUCCAAUUCAUACUAUACAUUCUGUGAUACCUGAAAGACCUAUAUCUAAUGUACCAAAGAAAAAUAAUAAGUUUUCUACUAUUAUUAAAUCCGGAGAAGACAGUUUUUUAUUAGGAACAAAGGUAGUUAAUGUACCAGAAAGCGAAAAGCUAUUUAUUAAAGAAAAUGAAGAUGGACGUUGUGUAUGGGUACCAACGGGGGAAUCAUAUAAUUGUGUUAUUACAUCUCCUAAGAAAGAAUCCAAAUUAAAAGGUCUUAAAAGCUUUAUCGUAUAUCAAUUAACACCUACGUUUAAUAAUAUUCAAGUUUCAAGAAGAUAUAAGCAUUUUGAUUGGUUGCAUGAACGUUUAGAACAAAAAUAUUGUUUCAUACCAAUUCCACCAUUACCUGAUAAACAAAUAGCAGGACGUUACGAAGAACAGUUUAUAGAACAUCGUCGCACACAAUUACAAGAAUUUGUUGAUUAUGUUUGUCGUCAUCCUGUAUUGUCACGUAGUCGAGUAUGGGAUCACUUUAUGGUUUGUACAGAUGAGAAAAGGUGGAAGACAGGAAAACGGCAAGCUGAAAAGGAUGAAUUAUUAGGAGAGAAUUAUUUUAAUGCCAUUCAAUGCAUUGAUACACCUUUAGAUGCAAUCAAAGUAGAAAUUCAAAUAGAUGCAUUUAGUAGAUAUAUAAUUGGUUUAGAUCCUGUCGUGAAAAAUUUCAUGGCCAUGGCUGUAGAUCAAGCUAAAAAACAUCAAGUACUUUAUAAAAGAGAGUUUCAGAAAAUUAGUCAAUCCUUUUGUUCAUUAGGACACGCUUUGGAAGGAGACGACAGCGAUCAUAGAAGAUUGACUUAUGCGUUAAAGGUAACAGGCGAAGCGUACAAUGAUAUUGGCCAUCUUUACAAAGAACAGCCAAAGUUUGAUUGGGAACCACUUGCUGAUAAAUUUCAUAUUUAUAGAGGAAUUAUCAGUAAUUUUCCUGAUGUUAUUAGUAUACAUAAGAGCGCAAUACAAAAAAGAAAGGAUUGUGAGAAAUUAGUUGCAGAACAUAAAAUGGAAACACAGCAAUUGCGCGAAAUGUCUCAUCGAACGGAUAUAAUAGCACGUACAUUAAUGGCAGAAGAAACACAUUUUCAAUCAGAACGUGAUAUACAUAUAAAUCAAGCCAUGAAAACGCAUUUGCAAGAACAAAUAUCGUUUUAUAAAAAAAUUGUAAAUAAAUUAGAGGAAGCAUUGAAUGCAUAUGUAGACUGAGCGCAGGUACUGAAAAUAUGAUUAUGCUAAUAUUAUGUACCUUUCCUAUGCACAACUUAAUAAUUUUUAUACAUGAUCACCACGACUGUUGUUUGUAAAUUCAUUGUAUUCUAUUAUUUAUACACUUACGAUAAUAAGAAAUUUAAUCACAUUUUCUCUAUACAAUCAGAGAUUUUGUUAUAAAAAUUAUGAAGAGGCCAAAUAUUAAUAUCGCAUGUGCU
Polistes canadensis is the source of this 2268-nucleotide messenger RNA. RefSeq names its product sorting nexin lst-4 (gene SH3PX1). The record is from RefSeq and is a predicted model, not a curated record. The transcript has 5 exons. Gene Ontology annotation, cellular component: cytoplasmic vesicle; plasma membrane. Bases 440 to 2047 code for a protein of 535 amino acids. Lineage: Eukaryota; Metazoa; Arthropoda; Insecta; Hymenoptera; Vespidae. Gene Ontology annotation, biological process: plasma membrane tubulation; endocytosis; endosomal transport. Gene Ontology annotation, molecular function: phosphatidylinositol binding; protein binding.